AUGGCGGCUCCCAUGAAUUUGCUUGGAGUGUUUGUCGAAGUUCGUCAACAGAUUCGUGCCGUUCAAGCCGUGCUUUGUAUUAAUACAUCAUUUACAGAUGAAGACUCUUGCCAGAUGGACACAACUGGAUCGCAGGAGCUGAGCCGACUGCAGGUGGAGAUCUGCCCUGACUCCCUCCACUUUAUCACUGCACCCGACGGAUGCCGUCACGUCUUCCCCUUGGCACCCAUCCGGAUCCUCCCCAAAUCCUGCAAUGGACUGCACUGGGUGCAGGAUGAAGGCCUCCACAUGAGGCUGCAGUUGGCAGGGUCCAGGGAAGCUGGGGACCGGCGAGAGAUGGACGAGGCCUGGGAGAAGGAGGAGCUGGGGUUCCUGAGGAGCUCCGCUUUCGUCAUCAGCUGCGGGACGUGCCGAGGGAAAGUGGUGACCGAUCCCUGUGUUUUCGACAGGGUUCUUCCUCUCCCAUCCGAGAACUGGAGAGAGAUGGCGGAGAGCUGGUGUUGCCACGGCAACGAUGUGACCCGGACGUUUGCCGGCCAGUCGCUGGCGCCGUCGGAGAAGGAUUGCCUGGUGGGGAAUCUUUACUUCCUGAUGCAUCCCAGCAUGCUUUGCAAGGACGCUUUACUGCUGGCUCCGAGAAAGGGGAAAAAACAUGUCUUCAGCAUAUCGCAAGACAAGGAUCAGACCCUGCAGUUGCAGUGCAGACGGUGCCGUUCAUCCCUUGGGGAGGCCGUCACAGGUGAGAGUGUAUGCAAAGGGAAGGAGUGGCAUUCUGUCCAUACCCUAAAGCUACUCAAGCAUAGUAUAUGCAUGCAACCACUUGAGGGAGAUGCAACACUCACUCGUAGUAAUAUAUUUAGCUCCUAUAAUACGGAAUCCUACCUUGCUAAGCAUCUAGCCUGCAUGUCCCAGAUGAACACAACAUUUAAAUUCAUUCUGGAGGAGGAGUCUAGCGAUCAGCCAUAUUUACUGCUCUGGUUGCUAAGCUCAGACACCUUAAUUCUCACCAGCGAAACUUCGCCACCUGGUCUCGCUGAUAUACGUUUCCAUGGUAACCGGCAGCGGGAGCCCCGUGAGGCAUCGCGUGUGACCAAUUGCAAGCUUGAUGAAUGUUGUUGGGAAGCUGGCGGGGAAGUCAGGACCCACGCAGUAGAAGCCCACAGGAUUGUCAAGGUGCUCUACCAAGCAUUAUGGGACGAAGGAGGGAAGCGUGCACAUCGGAACUGGAGUAAAGAUCUAUCUGUUCAGUGUAUGCCACUGCCCAAAGCCAUGUGCUUGGAACUGAUGUUGCUUUUGGAGGCCAGUAACCAGCAUACACCUGCGUCGAUGAGACACAUGAAUGGUUUCAAGGUUGGAUAUCUUCGCCUUUGAUGGAACAGAUGGACUUCAUCUUUAUCUCGUCGACUGAUUCUGUGACUUUUUGUGCUGCUGCGUUGGUUUAAAAUCUGCAGGUAAUAAUAGAACAUUUUGGGACUUUCCGUUAACUUUUAUCAUAAGAAACAACAUUUGCCUUAAUUUUGCACAUUUAGGUACGUAUUUUACCGAUUGUAGCAGUUCCACUGUGAAAUACAACACAGUGUGUUUAUUUUCUCUGCUACAGCCUACAGGUGUCACUCAGGCAUUUCAUAAAACUGGUCAUUGAUAGUCUUUGCCAGGCUGGUGUUGUAAUGAAGAGGUAAAGAUGUACGAGGUUGUUGAAUAGAAAACCAAUAGUUCCCUGAUAACGAAUGGGGAUCAGACAUAUCAGUAUCGAGCCCUUGUGUUAUGAAAUUCAGCUAUAGGCUUACUCGGGCGUAACGACGAAGAAUAUCUUAUAUAUCUCCAACGAAUACAGGAAAUAUAUUUGUGAGAAACGCGGCGCGGAGCUAAUUGAACUAUUAUCAUGAAGUUAGAAAAACCGUAUCCUGUAUCUCAUGUCCUAACCAGUAUUCGAUCAUGUGUUCCAGUAAUGUUGUAAAUUCUGUUUCAAGCAUUUGGGUGGAAGAAUUCUUUCUUCCAGCCAUUUUCCAGUCCCUUGUUUUCCCUUACACUAAUAAAACCUUUGGACGCGUCCGUAACUUGGGUUUUUCCGGCUCCCCUCCCCCACUCUUUGACUUGAGAUUUAAUUUUCCUCUCUCAGCAAUAGCGAAGUAGUCUCACAGUAAGAUUUUUUUUAAUGUCGUAUCGUGAAUUGUAUUUUUUGCUGUUACCGGAAAUAAACAAUUCGCCACCGUA
Messenger RNA from Acanthaster planci (crown-of-thorns starfish), 2214 nucleotides. It is a transcript of the gene ube3d, whose product is annotated as ubiquitin protein ligase E3D. The record is from RefSeq and is a predicted model, not a curated record. Gene Ontology annotation, cellular component: ubiquitin ligase complex; nucleus; cytosol. Gene Ontology annotation, molecular function: cyclin binding; ubiquitin conjugating enzyme binding; ubiquitin protein ligase activity. Gene Ontology annotation, biological process: protein polyubiquitination; proteasome-mediated ubiquitin-dependent protein catabolic process; protein autoubiquitination. NCBI's taxonomy places the organism in Eukaryota, Metazoa, Echinodermata, Asteroidea, Valvatida, Acanthasteridae.